AUGCGGAUUCCCAUACACCGUGCCACGCAGACACUGGAGCAUGUGGACGUGUCGCACGUACCUCCGCCGCUAGUGCGCCUCAGUCCGUCGGGUGAGCUGGUGCUGGUGGAGAUGCAAGGCACGCUGGAAAUGGAAGGUGGUGAUCCUCGUGGUGGCGAAACGAUCGGCACGCUGACGUUUCCGCCAGGGCGCGAGGACAAGCCUAUUCUACAAAUAUCGCAUCAUCGUCUCGAGGGAACGAUCGUCAAGCUGCGCAAGCCCCUGGCCGUCUUGCAGAAGCGCACGGCUCCGCGCUCACGGCAGCCGGCGUCUCCGCCGACGUCGCCCACGGCCUCACCGACCCUGUCUCGCCAGCGCGCGCGCGAAACUCUCGUCACGCCGCCGCGAUCCUCCGCUGCCGCGCCCGCGUCCAGCAGUCCGAUGCCGGCACGGCCGACGUCGCUCUUGGAUGGAUACGCUGAUUUCUCGUCGCCACACGCGGGCGCUUCCGAUGGCAUGCCGCUUCCUACCACUACAUCGUAUGCGAUUGUGACGCUCAUUCGUCACAAACUGCUAUUUUCUCAGCGACCCGAGCCGAUCGUUGCAUUGGAUCGUGCGCCAGAACCAUGA
Malassezia restricta is the source of this 609-nucleotide messenger RNA. RefSeq names its product putative DNA replication factor C complex subunit Ctf8. The record is from RefSeq and is a predicted model, not a curated record. Gene Ontology annotation, biological process: mitotic sister chromatid cohesion. Lineage: Eukaryota; Fungi; Basidiomycota; Malasseziomycetes; Malasseziales; Malasseziaceae. The transcript has a single exon. The coding region runs from base 1 to 609 and encodes 202 amino acids. Gene Ontology annotation, cellular component: Ctf18 RFC-like complex.